Molecule: messenger RNA, 2367 nt
Organism: Kalmanozyma brasiliensis GHG001
Lineage: Eukaryota; Fungi; Basidiomycota; Ustilaginomycetes; Ustilaginales
Product: DNA/RNA helicase, DEAD/DEAH box type, N-terminal
Exons: 1
Coding region: 1-2367 (788 amino acids)
Molecular function (GO): ATP binding; nucleic acid binding
Source: RefSeq, a predicted model, not a curated record
AUGCUGCGUGCCGUAGGCAGUGCCUCGAGGCAUGUCGAGGUACAGGUCUGCAAGCGUACAGCGACCCCUCAUGGUCACCUUGCUGCCUCCUCGAGCCGUCGAUCCUUGACGCACUCGAUCCCUGGCUGCUCUCACAGAUCAUAUUCACAAUCUUUCUCAUCACGCGAAGGAUCGUCGCUCACCGGCCAGAGCAGCUCUACCGCCAGGCUACGGGAGCCCAUCGAGAUUCGACGCACGGACAGGCAUCGAUGCUAUUCGACAACCGGGGGUGCAUCGAUAACGGAGGCAGACUCGACGGAGCUCGAAGAUCCGGCAUUAGACACAACGUCGGAGACGGCUCCAAAUGCCAAAGGCGUGCAGGACAAGUUCCAAAGACUGGGUCUGAACGCCAACAUUAGUCGCCAGAUCGUCGCCACACAUCCCAACAUCCGACAACCAACGCCAGCACAGUCCGCGCUUAUACCGGCGAUCCUCUCUCCGACCGAUGUCAUCCUCCGCGCUCAUACAGGCACAGGAAAGUCAUUCGGUAUUCUCUUGGCGCUGCUCAGCAAGCCACGCAUUGUGUUUCGAGAGCCCACACCUCAAGACACCGAAUCCUCGCAGAGCCGGCGGAGAAAGCCACAGACAGGUAUCGCCUCCAUCAUCAUGGUGCCGAGCAACGAGCUCGCUCAUCAGUACAUGCGGUGGGCCCGCUCUCUGUUUCCGACAUCAACUUUGCCCUCGCUGGAUCCGGUCAUCCAGUGCCUGGUCCGUGGAAACGAAGCGCUCACACCAGAGGAAGAGCUGAAACGACUCAAGAAGACCCCGCCACACAUCCUCAUCGGCACGCCUGGACGCAUCAAGGACAUUCUGGACAUGUCUGCGGGCUCGACGCUGCUCGGCCUUGAUACGUUGAAGACGCUGGUGUUGGACGAAGCCGAUGCGGUGCUGCAACUUCCAGGGCGCUUUCCAUCACACAAGCAACGCUGGAAGCACGAGGUUCACAAGGCACCCGGAUUGCUUGUUCUCAACGACAUUAUGAAGCGAAGGGCAACGUUCUCUGGCGGUGAGAAGCAUCUCUCUGCUGGCUUGGAGAACAGGCCAGGCAAGAAGAGAGACGAGCGCAGGCCACCGGAGCAUGUUCGUCGAAACGUCUACCAAGCUGCUGAACGCUCGUCAGCCAACGCUACCGACCCAAACACUGGACUGACGCUUCCGAAACCACGGGGGCCCGGCGUUCAUCCCUUGCAGCUAGUGGCGACCAGUGCUACAGCGAACUCGGUGAUGCGCCACUUCUUUGGAGCUCGGACGGGCUGGCUACGAACCGGAGCUAAGGACGGCGGCAUGACGUUUGCUCUGCAAGUUGGUCGAUGGAUCGAUCUCACCGGCCUCAGCGGCAAGAGCAUGGUCGAUCAAGGCAUUCGAGGGCUGUUCGGAGCGAAAGAACGCUCUCGAGCCGAGUCGUUGAUCGAAACGUCGCUGGAGCAAAAGCCAUCCACAAUGCCCUCCUCGAUCGAGCACACGUGUAUCGUCGUAGACGAAGCGCCGCUGUCCAAGCAGCUGUCAUCGGUGCCGCUGCGCAACUUUGAGCCCAAGCUCGCCAGAAAGAAGGAAGGUCCCAUCCACACCACAGGGUCCGAAUCAAGCAGCGGCCUCGACGACGAUCUGAUGAUCAUCAAGCCCGAGGACGAACCGCAAGAACACGAGAUGGACCAGACGCUGAUCGAGGCCCUCGCCUUCAGCUUUGCCUCGGAAGGAGUUGAACGUGGACUGGCGCUCAUACCGGCACGAUGGAGUCUGCUCAAGACGCGCGCCUCGCUCGAAGCGCUGGGUGUGACUGUUCGGCUUGCAUCCGACGUGACUUCGGCUGCUUCGUCCGCCACGCCAGAGUUGUUUUUGCUGCAGACCACUUCUUCUCGCGGUCUCGACAUUCCCUCGCUCUCGCACGUGUUUCUCGUCGGAUACGCUUCCGUCAUCGAUGCAGUGCAGUACGUCCACUCUGCCGGGCGAGUGGCACGUAUCGGCGGCGAUCCGGACGCGCCUACGACCGGCAAGGUGGUCACAUUGCUUCGCGGCUUGCCACAUGACACGCCGUUGCCCUCUGACGCCCAAAGCGAAGGUGCACCAGCCGCUCCGAAGAAAGCCCUCUCCACGUCGGAAGCCAAGAUGGCCAACGUGUUUAGGCGACUCGGAGUGGUCCCGAAGAAGUUUGAUCUCGGUCUGCUGACCUCUCGAGCUGUCGAUGCGGCGGCUACGGGAGCACAAUUGGAGAAGCUCGAAUCAGAGCAGCCCGAGACCGUCGUCGAAUCAAGCGAAGGCGAAAAGGACAAAGCCGAAAACAAGGUCGAAGAGGAGCAAAAGGAAGAGCCGACUCAACCCUCGCCAUGA